GAGCACAAAGUUUAUUUCUUUUUAAAAGCAGAUCCAGCUUUGUGAGUUUUGUUCGAAAUACGAUCUUCAAAUGAUGUGGAAAAUAGUCCUCUCUACCAUAUUUAUUUUUAAAUUAGUUCAAUCCCUAGAUAUUCCGAAUGAUGAUGUGUUUAAUUAUAAUUCAAUCAACCAACUGAACAAUUUACAGAAGGAAUUGCUGAGGGUAAUAUCGACAAUACCAGAAUUCGCCGUAGUAUCUCCCUCUUUAUAUAAUUCAAGACUUUUUAAAGGAAACAAAACCCAUCACAUUGUUGAUUUUAAUAAGUGGAUUUCGAACGUAACAACUGAAAAUGUACUCGAAAAUAAUACAACAGAUAUGCAUAAUUAUGAUUUUAAAGAUAUGAAGUUACUCGCAGCUAACCGGACAGGAAAUAAAUGUAACAUGGAUUUAAUUUAUUUGAUGUUUAGUUUUUCUAAGGAUGCGAGAUUACAAAUGUUGGAUGCUACUGGAAAGCCUCCUUCUGGAUUAAAGAAAGGAAAUUUAUUAUGGCUUGGAGAUUUCAAAGAAUGUCGAGAAGUAACUGUACCUCUAAAAGUUAUUGACAAUAUGAAUUUCGGAAAUUUUAAAGGAAAAUAUUGUUAUCUGUCUUCGAGCGCUGCGGAUUAUAAUAUGAUGAAUGUAGGUUUAAAGAUUGGUAUUUGUGUCCCAGAUUCAUGUAAUGAAGAAAUAUUAUCAAAUGAUCUGAAAGAGCUAUCUACAUUUUUAAUUUAUAUUCCUUGGGUGAAAAAGAUCGUGCCUUUUUUAAAUAGUUCACAAAUUACUUGUCAAAAUUCCACUAAGAAAUGGGAAACUGGCGAAAUAGUAUACAUGUGUGUGAUUUGCAUAUUUGCUUUUUUCAUCGUUACUGGCACAAUAUGUGAUAUUAUAAUUGAAAUUAAAAAGUAUUUAUCGGUUAAGACGGAAAAUAAAAGUUUACCCCAGAAUUAUAAUCCAGGAGAAUAUUACGAUGAAUCUGAAACAAACAAUGAAAAUGAAUUAGUUAUAAACAGCACAACAGUACAGCAAGAAGAGACUGAAUCAGCAAUCGUAAAAUUCUUGAUUUGCUUUUCAUUAUACACUAAUGGAGUAAAAAUUUUAAGCACCGAAAAUACUAGCAGUCAAUUACAAUGUGUUCACGGAAUUCGCUUCUUGAGCAUGUGUUGGAUUGUUCUGGGUCAUACUUUUCUUAUGGCUUUAGCUGUUACAGAAAAUCUAGUCGACUACCUGGAUUAUGUUAAAAAGUUUUCUGCUCUAUUCAUAAUUCAAGCCACAUAUUCUGUUGACACCUUCUUUUUGUUAAGCGGGCUUCUGCUAUCAUAUUUAUUUCUAAAAAAUCAUGAAGGAAGUACUAAAAAGUUCAAUUGGGUAUAUUAUUAUCUUCAUCGAAUUUGGAGAUUAACUCCUAUGUACAUGAUGCUCUUAGGAUUGUACACGACAAUUUGGCUGCGUAUGGGUAAUGGUCCUUUGUGGCCAAAAGAAGCUGAUAAUGGUAAAUGUAAAAACUACUGGUGGCGAAAUUUGCUAUAUAUUCAAAAUUUGGAAAGUGUAUCAGAAAUGUGCAUGGCGUGGACGUGGUAUUUGGCAAAUGACAUGCAGUUCUACAUCAUUAGUCCAAUAUUCUUGAUCCUUUUAUGGAAAUUUCCCGUUAUCGGUUUCAUAGUGAUGUAUGUCGCGUUAGGCAUUUCUUCAAUUACUACGGGAAUUCUAGCUACGAACAACAAUAUAAUUUCAAUUUAUUCGUGGAUGGAUGCAAAUGGUUCAAAUGCACCAGAUAUGAAAACAGUAUCUGGCAAUUUUUUCGAUGAUAUAUACGAUAAACCUUAUUGUCGUAUUGGACCUUAUUUGAUAGGAAUUGCCACCGGUUAUGCCCUGCAUAAAAUGAAUUACUGCAAAAGUCUUUUGAAUAAAAUAGUGUUAACAAUCGGUUGGAUUGUGGCUAUUGCUCUCUCUUCAAGCGUUAUUUUUGGUAUAUAUCAUACUCACAUGGGAGUAAUUGCUGCUUCAGUCUAUAACGCUUUCUCUCGUACAACAUGGAGUAUAGCAGUUGCCUGGGUGAUUUUUGUAUGUUUGGCUGGAUACGGAGGAGCUGUUAAUUCAAUUUUAUCGUGGAAAGCGUGGAUUCCCUUAAGCAGAUUAACUUACGCUGCAUAUCUUGUACAUCCGAUUGUCAUAGCAGGAUAUUAUGGUUCUCUUAUUAAACCAAUCUAUUUUCAGUUGGAUUCUAUGAUAACAUACUAUUUAGGAAUUCUAAUGUCAUCGUAUUUGGCUGCUUUUGUUGUAUCUGUUGUAUUCGAAAGUCCUAUGAUGGCUCUCGAGAAAUUUAUUUUAGAAAAAAUGAAAAAGGAAUAAAAAGAAACAGCCGUUUGUAAAAUAAGGAUUCUCUUGGUGAUCAUCUCAAUUGAACUUUUCUAGUGACCAAAGGAGAAACAUUUGAUAUUUUCUUGUAAAAUAAAUUAAAAUUUUGUUUGUUG
Messenger RNA from Centruroides sculpturatus (bark scorpion), 2490 nucleotides. RefSeq names its product nose resistant to fluoxetine protein 6-like. Lineage: Eukaryota; Metazoa; Arthropoda; Arachnida; Scorpiones; Buthidae. The record is from RefSeq and is a predicted model, not a curated record. Gene Ontology annotation, molecular function: acyltransferase activity, transferring groups other than amino-acyl groups. The transcript has 16 exons. Bases 71 to 2368 code for a protein of 765 amino acids.